CACUGUGGAGUCAGAGGAUCUAUUUUCAUGUUCCAUUUGUGUAAAAUAUUUUCAAAGCAGAAAUUCAAUAACAAUAAUAAUAAUGUCUUUCUAUUAUUUCUCAGUUAUCAAUAGCAAAACAAAAUUACACCAAAAAGAUAGCGAAAACCUUUUUUAACGCAAAAAAAUAGCGAAAACAAAAUCUAAAUAUUGAAAGUAAGACAAGAAUGAUGUAGGACUCUAGCGUCUGUUAAUUAUUCGAUGCUCAUAAAUUCAUAAUAGACACUGCAAGAUAUAUUUUAGUCAAACGUGACAAGUUGAUGACAAUGAAUUAAGAUAUGGAAAAUAAACAAGGCAUGGCCAUGUUGUUACUUCGUGCUUUAUUUUUAAUCACGCUUAUAAUUAGAACAUUAUUCCAAAUAACUAAAAUAGUAUUCACAAUAAUCAAAUGUUCAAACGUGCAGAUCUCAUACGUAUAAUCGCUUGUUGCCCCCUCUUUGCUACUUAUUGUUUAUUCACAUGUAUAUAAAUAUCCAUUCACAACUUUUACGUGAAUACAAUAUGAUUUGAUCUCUUUGUUAUUUUAUAUAUGGUUUAAUUUGUUCUUAAUAAACUCACUCAGUUUAAUCUAGUUUUCGCGAAAUAUGUAACAUCAUGCUUUAUUAGAUCAAUACGUUCUCUCUGAUCGUCAAUGUGAUCUUCCAUCAAGCUAAGUAUGCCUUAUUCAAUGUGUUCAUGCUAUUUAUAUUUUAACUGAUGUAUACAUGUGAUAAAUAUGUUACUUUAAUCCGGUCAUAUAUAGCAUGAUUAAAUAUUUAAUUAAUUCUUGUUCUAUACCAUGUGCUAGUCGUCUCAUAACUGGUAGGUGCACAAUUAGAUUGCAGCUCAUGUAUUCUUAGAUUUACCAAGAAGUUUAGUAUAAUUAUGUAUCUAUAUCGUAGAAAAAAUAGUUAUAAAAGAGUAUGUUUGUUUAUCGAAAGUGGAAUUAUGAAUUGUUGGCUUGAUAAGAAUCUUAUCACAUGCAUCAUAAUUAGCAGAUUUGACUUUUCUUUAAUUUGAUUUUACAUACGUUUGUUGUCUACCGGCAUGUUACUGGGGUAUGUUUAUGUACGGUUUGUAUAAUUAAAUUUUGGUCACAGUUUGCUACAUACAAUUAUAGAUAUUCAUACAUAUGGAAUUAUUAGUAUCCGUUUCUUGUUGCUUUAUGGUUUAUUGGUUUUGAUCUCCAAUUAUCGGAAAUGUUAAUAUCUCUUUAAAUCUUAAAAAAUUACUGGAAAUUAUUAAUGUAGUGACGUUGAUUUAAUCCUAUAAAUUUAAUUUUGGAAUCAAAUGUCAAUGUUUACUAACAUAUGUUUAUAUAUUCUCCCUCUGUCUCAUAUUAAUUGCCACUUUAUCAUUUUUAUCUUGUUACAUAAAAAGUGUAAUCUACAAUUUCAAUAAAAUUUAGAUUUAUUUUUAGCUUAAUAUUAAUUAUAAAAUGCAUUAAUUUUAUAAAUAGAUGAAAUUAACGAAAACAUAAAUGCAUUUCAAUCAUUUUCUUAAUAUGUAUAAAAAAUGUAUAAGCGACACUCUUUGUAAAACGAAUGGAUUAUUAAAUUUUAGACGAGAUAUUAAUAAACCAAGAAAUUAGACGCAUUGGUCCAAAUGAUAAAAGGGUCCCGGCUCAAACUUCCGCAAUCUAAAUUUAAUUUGCAUUGAGAGAGAUUAUUUACAAUGCUUAGAUUUCGAUGUGAAAUCACUUUUUUUUAAUAAUUAACCAAGAAAAUAAAACCUUCUCGAUGUCGUCAUCGUGCAGUCUUCAUAGAUGGUCAGGUAAAAUCAUGUUACCUGAAAAUUGACAUCUGCAAUCUAGUAUUUGUUCAAUAAAUUUAUGAACUGGCUGAGAAUAUUGUUUAGUGACAUGACAAUAGAAAAUUAAUGAGUAUGAUAAUGCAUAUGAAUAUUAAUUAGUUUAAUAAUAGGGUGUUCAUGAUAAUGUCUUAGUUUAACCUCUGUUGGCUAAUUGGUGUUUAAUUAAUCUAUACUUAAUUAGCGUAGCAUCCUUCUUUCUUCAAUCACUAUUAGCAUUUGGGAUUAAAGGUUCCUUUGACCAAUUGCUUUGCGACGCAAGGAAGCAGAAAAAAUGAGAAAUCUUCAUUUCCUCAUCUUAUUUCUGUUGAGCAUCUCGACAUCCAUACAUUAUGUUGUUGUUACUUCUUUGCAUGUGAAGUAUCUUCCUGGUUUUGAAGGUCCUCUUCCUUUUGCGCUCGAGACAGGGUAUGUGAGUGUUGGUGAAUUUGAGGAUGUUGAGCUCUUUUACUACUUUGUGAAAUCAGAGAGAAAUCCACAAAAAGAUCCUCUCAUGAUUUGGCUCACUGGUGGGCCUGGAUGCAGCUCCAUUUGUGGACUACUCUUCGCAAACGGUCCUUUAGCUUUCAAAGGAGAUGUAUAUAAUGGGACACUGCCUCCUCUGGAGCUAACAUCUUUUUCUUGGACAAAGGUGGCUAACAUUUUAUAUUUGGAAUCUCCUGCUGGCUCUGGAUAUUCUUAUGCCAAAACUCCGCGUGGUGCGGAGACGAGCGACACCAAACAAAUUCAUCAAAUCGAUCAAUUUCUUAGAAGAUGGUUGGUGGAUCACCCUGAGUUUAUAUCGAAUCCAUUUUACGUUGGUGGAGAUUCAUAUUCCGGGCACAUUGUUCCCGGAGUUGUGCAACAGAUUUCACUUGGAAAUGAGAAGGGUCUCACACCAUUCAUAAGUAUUCAGGGAUAUGUUCUUGGAAACCCUAUAACAAAUCUAAACCUUGAAUCUAAUUAUAAAGUUCCAUUUGCUCAUCGGAUGGGACUUAUUUCAGAUGAGCUCUUUGAGUCGCUUGAAAAAAGUUGCGGAGGAAUACACAUUAAUCUAGAUCCGAGUAAUGCAAAAUGCUUAAAUGAUCUUCAAGCUUACGAUAAUUGUAUCUCGGAGAUAUAUGUAGAGCAGAUUUUGUUACCAAACUGCCCAGUAGAUUACGUCUUAGGAGACAUACCACAAACCUUACGAAACAUCAAAACUGGUAGAAGGCGAGAACUGAAAGAGUUUUCAGGAAACGAUACACCAUCAUUGCCUCCUCCUAGCUGCUUUACUUAUAGGUAUUUUCUGUCUGCUAUUUGGGCAAACGAUCAAAAUGUACGCAAAGCUCUAGGCGUCAAGAUGGAGUUAGGAAAAUGGAACCGAUGCAACAUCCAAAACAUUCCAUAUACAUUUGAUAUUGACAAUGCCGUUCCAUAUCACGUGAACAAUAGUCGUAAAGGGUUCCGCUCCCUCAUCUACAGUGGUGAUCAUGACAUGAUGGCACCUUCCUCUUCAACGGAAGCAUGGAUCAGAAGUCUCAACUAUUCCAUUGUUGAUGACUGGAGACCUUGGAUGAUGAGUAGCUAUCAAGUCGCUGGAUAUACAAGGACUUACGCUAAUAAGAUGACAUUUGCAACCAUCAAGGGAGGAGGACACACCGCUGAGUUUCCAGACCAAUGCUCACUUAUGUUUAAAAAAUGGAUUGAUGGAGAACCUCUCUGAAGUUUCUCACUCAUUUCUCUCUCAAAAGCUUCUUGUCAACUGUCAAAUCACGAAACUUAUUUUCAUGUUCCAUUUAAAUUGUUCCAAAAAAACAUUGGUUUCAUAAUAAUGUCUUUAUAAAAAACAGUUCCGUUCACGUUUCCAGUUUUUAUAUUUUAAACACCCUGAAUGUUACGUUGGGGUUUCACCUAUUUGAAAAAGCUCACUGCUAUAGCAUGCAUGUAAAAGUAUUUAGACACAUGCAAAUAAGAUCUUAUAUAGAACCUAAACAUAUCAAACAUACAUAAACACAAAAGCAAAAAAAAAAUUGAAAUUCAGAAAAUAUGAUAACAAAAAACUAUUACAAUAUUUUGUUAAAAAUAAAAGAAUCAUACUUUUUUCUAUUGAUGCUACACUUGAAAUAAAUAAAUAAAAGCUCUGUUUGAUGGCAAAGUCACAAAACCUGGUUUCAUGUUCAAUUUAAUUAUUAUUUUCAAAAGGAUGAAACUAAUAAUAAUGUCUUUAUUAUCUCACUCAGUCAUCAAUGGUGAAAAAUAAAAUCUCAAUGUUUACAUCUCUCUUUAGAAAGAGAGAAACAAGAAUGAUGUAGGACUCAUGAGACUGAUCAAAAUCAAAUUAUUCGAGCUCACGACAGGACAUUGCAAAGAUAUAAUUUUCUUAAGCUGUUCAGAAUAGUGAAAGGUCUCCAGCAUCAACUGAUCUCUUCACAAGCUUAGCCCAUGAUUCAUUUGUUUCAUGGAUGAUCUUCAAAGCAUAGUCCUGU
Molecule: messenger RNA, 4274 nt
Organism: Brassica rapa (field mustard)
Lineage: Eukaryota; Viridiplantae; Streptophyta; Magnoliopsida; Brassicales; Brassicaceae
Product: serine carboxypeptidase-like 19
Biological process (GO): secondary metabolic process; proteolysis
Molecular function (GO): acyltransferase activity, transferring groups other than amino-acyl groups; serine-type carboxypeptidase activity
Source: RefSeq, a predicted model, not a curated record